UUUUUUGUAUUUCGAUAACUGACAGUCAUGAUUGCCGAUAACCUUCACCGCUAGCACCACGUACAUCUCUAUCAACGAGCAGCCCUCAUCGGGGUGCUGAAAAAAAACUUAAUUAAUAAAUUGCACUUAAGUUAAGUACUUCGACAAAGAUCCGCAAAAGAUGACGGAACUGCUUAUUGAUCCCGAUAUCCGCGUUUGGGUCUUUCUGCCCAUCGUACUCAUCACAUUUCUAGUCGGCAUUGUGCGCCAUUAUGUCUCCAUUCUGAUAUCCACACAGAAGAAGGCCGAAAUGACCCAAAUCAUGGACAGUCAAGCGAUGAUACGCGCCCGUUUGCUGCGCGAAAAUGGCAAAUAUUUGAGCGCCCAAUCCUUCUCCAUGCGCAAGAACUUCUUCAAUAAUGAGGAGACGGGCUACUUCAAGACCCAGAAACGUGCUCCAGUUGCACAAAACUCAUCGGCCAUGUUGACGGACAUGGUCAAGGGUAAUUUCAUCAAUGUGCUGCCCAUGGUUGUGAUUGGUGGCUGGAUCAAUUGGAUGUUCUCCGGUUUCGUGACCACCAAAGUGCCAUUCCCCUUGACGUUGCGCUUCAAGCCGAUGUUACAGCGUGGCGUUGAACUUGCCUCAUUGGAUGCCGCCUGGGUAUCGUCGGCAUCUUGGUAUUUCCUUAAUGUCUUUGGCUUGCGCUCCAUUUAUACACUGGUGCUGGGCGAGAAUAAUCAUGCGGAUCAGACACAAGCCCAAGCGGAUGCUAUGACUGGAGCAGCGAUGACCAUGCCACAGGAUCCGAAGGCGGCAUUUAAGGCCGAGUGGGAGGCACUGGAGAUCACCGAGUACAACAAUGCGUUAAAGAAUAUCGAUGCAGAUAUGUUGAGCAUGGCGAAUGAAGCCAUCGCAUCCUAGCCUAGUUAACUGCGUAACUAAGAUUGAACUACUAGCAAAAUUUAAUCGACGUAAUUUAACAGAACAAAAAAAGAAAGCACAUGCACAUUUGUUUUUAGUCAAGCAUUUUUUGCAUUCAAUAAACUUUUAAUGCGAAUUAUCACAUUUUUUGUUACAA
Messenger RNA from Drosophila albomicans, 1058 nucleotides. It is a transcript of the gene EMC3, whose product is annotated as ER membrane protein complex subunit 3. The coding region runs from base 161 to 901 and encodes 246 amino acids. Gene Ontology annotation, biological process: protein folding in endoplasmic reticulum. The transcript is spliced from 2 exons. Gene Ontology annotation, cellular component: EMC complex; membrane. Lineage: Eukaryota; Metazoa; Arthropoda; Insecta; Diptera; Drosophilidae. The record is from RefSeq and is a predicted model, not a curated record.